AUGGAUGCACGCCGAAAGUUUGAAGACAAGGAGAAAAGCAUAAGAAUUGCUCAAGGAACGGGUGGUUUGUUAACAGCUUACACCCUUCUUUCAAAGAAAAAAGAAACAAACAUCUGUAUCUUUGAGAGAGAGGAUCAUCCUGGAGGAAGGAUUUUGAAUUUCAGUUUUGUUAAAGUUCCAGACGUCGCAGUAGGCCUUGGACAAUGGAACAUUUACGGCGGCAACUAUGAUGAAUCGGGUAUUGGGCCAAACGGAGAAGUGGUGCUACAUACUACAGCUAACAAUGGGGGAUGCAGUGACAAGUGGGGACAAAUCUUACAAAUUUCUAAGAAGACAAUUGACGAAGAACUGACGCGAUAUAAAUACAGGCUUUUCCAGAAGCCUGGUACCAACUUUGACUUAAUAACCAUCCGUCAAUGGGCCAAGCGACCGCUGACCGGACAAGAUGUAUUCUUGGUUGACAGGGCAUUCAAUAAUUUUGGUGGAUGGUUACAGGACACUUUGCGUUCAGCGAAUGAUGCUUUAGUGGAGGGCUGGAAUGUAACACUGCCAUUUCAACUUAAUCGCUAAAGUCAUAAUCAGCAAGCUUGAACGACCUACAUUUUAAAAGCUUUUUAAAGAGGAUUGAACACUAUCAUAAAAAAGGAACGGUUUGAAACCGGAGAAAAUUACCAUCAGCAGUUUUAUUUUUCAACUGACGUUUAGAUUACAAUAAUUACCAUAGCAACGCAAUGUAUCUGAUCGAUAAGAGGAACGGAAAAUAGAGGAAAAUUAUCGAAGAAAUGACAGUCUUCCCUCAAAGAGACCCAGGCAGCCAGAACCAGCGAG
Molecule: messenger RNA, 828 nt
Organism: Stylophora pistillata
Lineage: Eukaryota; Metazoa; Cnidaria; Anthozoa; Scleractinia; Pocilloporidae
Molecular function (GO): oxidoreductase activity
Source: RefSeq, a predicted model, not a curated record